ACGGGGUUGUUAUUUGCAUACGUAGAAUAUUCUAAUGUAAUCGUUUUUGCUAUUGGUCUGAAUUGAUAUGCAAUUAGUCAGUACAAAGAUGUUUGAGAAAUGUUUAAUGCUGCUAUUAUGCUCACUUACUACCUUUAUAACUACCUCAACAAGUGAUGGAAUUAAAAUAGAAAGCGGCAUUUUGAUCUUAGAUAAGGACAAUUUCGAAAGGGCAAUAACAGGAAAUGAAUACAUUUUUGUUAUGUUCUAUGCGCCAUGGUGUAAGGAUAGCCAAGAACUCGAACCGGAAUUUACUAAAGCAGCCAAAGAGACAUCUAACCUAAAGAUACCCGUUAAGUUGGCAAAAAUUAACGCGUCCGAUGAAAUUGAACUACGAGCAAAGUACCAUAUUUUAGGUUUUCCGGUGUUGCAACUGUUCAGGCGGGGCACCCCGUUGAAGUAUCACGGUAACCGAAACUCAAAGAAAAUUGCAUCAUGGCUGAAAGACCAAGUGAGGCCUUCAGCCCGAGAACUUCGCACCAUUCAGGAAGCUACCAAAACCGUGAUAGGUGAAGAUAUGGUUAUCAUAGGCUUCUUUGAGGGACCUUCUGAGCAGUUGAAGAAAUUUUUAAAAAUUGCAGACAGUUUCGAACGUCCCCCAUUUACAUUCUCCUUUGAUCGAGAAUCUCGUUCGAAAUUUGGUAAUGCAUCCCAUCCAAUUGUGUUGUUUAAAAACUUUGAUUACAACAAGGCGGUGUUUGAUGAAGAAUUAACCUUAGAAAACGUUCAGACGUUCGUUAAAAUUGAAUCUUCAUUGCUAAUCACGGAGUUAAACGAAAAGAACGCGGACACCAUUUUUCAAGGACAGGUACAAACAUUCGUGCUUCUUUUCGCGUCGAAAAAAGCCCCAACCACUGACAGCGUGGUCGAGCUGCUGAAACCUUUCGCUCGAGAAUACAGAAAAAGUAUGACAUUUCUUUUAAUCAACACGGAUGAUAAAAGCAACAUGGAUACUUUGGAGUUUUUUAAAUUGCGACUUCAGGACACGCCAACGGUUGUCAUCGCAAGUCACAAAAAUAAUGCGGAGAAGUACAAAAUGGACGCACCUCUUACAGGAGAUAAUCUCCAAAGAUUUUUUCAAGACUUUAACUCGAAACGUCUGCCAAGGUUUUUACUAAGCGAGGAACUUAAGGAUGACUGGAACAAGUCAGACGUCUACACUUUAGUGGGUUCUAAUUUUGCGAGGGUCGCCCACGAUCCGUCUGUCGACGUUCUUGUCCUCUUCUACGGGGAUGAGUGCGAAAAAUGUGGUGUUUGGACCGACGUUUUUUACCGGCUCGGAGAAUAUUACCGCGAUCAACCUGGUAUUAUUGUAGGAAAAAUCAACGUAGAUUUAAACGAGUUUGAUAAGAAACCGUUUCGUAAGGAACCGGAGGUUUUACUUUACAAGAAGGGCGACAAUCGUGUUGUUCCUUACAAGGGCAAGCCUAAUUUUGACAAAAUAAUUCAGUUUGUAAACUCAAGCAGAGAGGAAAGUAAGGCGGUUAAAGAGGAGCUUUAACUUGUAGUACACUUUUCAUGAUGCAUUUGAUGAAUACAAUAUAUUUUUUUUAAGUGUC
Messenger RNA from Photinus pyralis (common eastern firefly), 1598 nucleotides. RefSeq names its product protein disulfide-isomerase-like. The record is from RefSeq and is a predicted model, not a curated record. Gene Ontology annotation, cellular component: endoplasmic reticulum. Gene Ontology annotation, molecular function: protein disulfide isomerase activity. NCBI's taxonomy places the organism in Eukaryota, Metazoa, Arthropoda, Insecta, Coleoptera, Lampyridae. The transcript is spliced from 4 exons. The coding region runs from base 68 to 1540 and encodes 490 amino acids. Gene Ontology annotation, biological process: response to endoplasmic reticulum stress; protein folding.